CGUCCUCUGAGAAUCUGCAACUCCUCACCCUGGAGAGAGAACAGAGAGGCGAGAGGAAUUAACUCAAAAGAAAAAAGAAAAAGAGAAAAUUUCUCUUCAACUUCUUUGGUUUCACAUAAUCAAAGUGUCCUUCUGUAAUUUUCGAUCUCUUUUCUAUUGCUCCCUUCAAUUUGAGCUCGAUUCUCGCUGGCCCUCUGAUUCUCCAUUUCUCGGAAAAUGGAUGGGUCAACUCACCGAGGUAGCAGUAGUGUUGAUGUGUUUUUACCAAAUUACAAACUUGGUAAAACUCUUGGAAUUGGUUCCUUUGGUAAGGUGAAAAUCGCAGAGCAUGCAUUGACUGGCCAUAAAGUUGCCAUCAAGAUACUUAAUCGUCGCAAGAUAAAGAACAUGGAGAUGGAAGAAAAAGUAAGGAGAGAAAUCAAAAUUCUGAGAUUGUUUAUGCAUCCUCACAUUAUAAGAUUAUAUGAGGUUAUUGAAACGCCUACUGAUAUAUAUGUUGUGAUGGAGUAUGUGAAGUCUGGAGAGCUCUUUGAUUAUAUUGUGGAGAAGGGUAGGCUACAGGAAGAUGAGGCACGCAAUUUCUUCCAGCAGAUAAUUUCUGGUGUGGAAUACUGCCACAGGAAUAUGGUGGUUCAUAGAGACCUUAAGCCUGAGAAUUUGCUUUUAGAUUCUAAAUGCAAUGUGAAGAUAGCAGAUUUUGGAUUGAGUAAUAUAAUGCGAGAUGGUCAUUUUUUAAAGACAAGUUGCGGAAGCCCAAAUUAUGCUGCCCCAGAGGUAAUCUCAGGGAGAUUGUAUGCUGGGCCUGAAGUGGAUGUAUGGAGCUGUGGGGUUAUUUUGUAUGCUCUUCUGUGUGGUACCCUUCCUUUUGAUGAUGAAAACAUUCCCAACCUCUUUAAAAAAAUCAAGGGUGGAAUAUAUACACUUCCCAGUCAUUUAUCACCUGGUGCUAGAGAUUUGAUCCCAAGGAUGCUUGUGGUUGAUCCAAUGAAGCGAAUGACCAUCCCUGAAAUCCGUCAGCACCCGUGGUUUCAGGCUCGCCUUCCGCGUUAUUUGGCUGUCCCUCCUCCAGAUACAAUGCAACAAGCUAAAAAGUUGAUGGAGUUUUAUGACCGAGGACUGUGCAAACUACUCAUUCAAUUGCAACUGCCCCGGUUUCAGAUUGAUGAAGAAAUUCUCCAAGAAGUGGUCAAGAUGGGAUUCGACAGAAACCAACUGAUUGAAUCUCUUGGCAACAGGAUGCAAAAUGAUGCUACUGUUGCAUACUAUUUGUUAUUGGACAAUCGUUUCCGCGUUUCCAAUGGCUACCUUGGAGCUGAGUUUCAAGAAACAAUGGAUUGCGGUUUCAACCGAAUUCAUCCAAAUGAACCUACUUCUCCAGCUGUUGGGCAUCGUCUUCCAGGAUACAUGGAUUAUCAAGGAACGGGUUUAAAAGCACAGUUCCCGGUUGAUAGGAAAUGGGCUCUUGGACUUCAGUCACGAGCCCACCCUCGUGAAAUAAUGACAGAAGUCCUCAAGGCCUUGCAAGAACUGAAUGUGUGUUGGAAGAAAAUUGGUCACUAUAAUAUGAAGUGCAGGUGGAUUCCAGGCAUUCCUGGUCAUCAUGAAGGCAUGGUUAAUGACUCUGUGCAUAAUAAUAAUUUCUUUGGGGAUGAAUCAACUAUUAUCGAGAACGAUGGAGUCAUUAAGUCACCAAAUGUGGUGAAGUUUGAAGUGCAGCUCUACAAAACUCGUGAGGAGAAAUACCUGCUCGACCUACAAAGGGUACAAGGGCCCCAAUUUCUCUUCUUAGAUCUUUGUGCAGCGUUUCUUGCACAACUCCGAGUCCUUUAGAAUCAGAAAGGGUAGACUUUCAAGAAGAUCUCUGUCCACAGACCUUUUGUUAUGCCUGUGAAUAAGGAAUCACGGUGUAAAUAACUCGUCGUUACUCUUUAUGUUUAGUGCUUUUUAAUUAUUCCCGCAAUUUUAUAUGGGUAAUUGUGGUGUAAAAGCCGACAUCCAACACAGAAGUUGGCUAAAUUACCAUUAAUCUGUUUUCUCUCACUAGGAUUUUCCUUAAUAUUAUUAACCUCAAAGGGAAUUUUAUAAUUUCUAAGACAGGAUUAAUGCUGCUUUUCAACAGAUGUGCAAUUGUUUUUCUCA
Molecule: messenger RNA, 2139 nt
Organism: Manihot esculenta (cassava)
Lineage: Eukaryota; Viridiplantae; Streptophyta; Magnoliopsida; Malpighiales; Euphorbiaceae
Product: SNF1-related protein kinase catalytic subunit alpha KIN10
Exons: 11
Coding region: 217-1830 (537 amino acids)
Biological process (GO): intracellular signal transduction; protein phosphorylation
Molecular function (GO): ATP binding; protein binding; protein serine/threonine kinase activity
Source: RefSeq, a predicted model, not a curated record